AUGUUGGUAGAUAACCUCCUUGUUAAAUUCACUCUCCUUUCGUCACGACAGCAUGGUUUUCCUAGGUUGAGCAGGCUUCUGCUUUCUACGUCUUCCUGGCAAUCACCAGAGCAGUGGCUCGAGAAGCUCAGCGUCAAAUCAUUACCCUCGAAAGCCUUUUCGUUCCAGUUCGAUAGAUCAAGCGGACCUGGAGGUCAGAAAGUCAACAAAUGUAACAGCAAAUGCACAAUGACUAUCUACGGUUUCUCCAAAUGCUCUUGGAUUCCACAAGAAGUAAGAAAUCAGCUCAUGGAGAAGAACUCUCGAUUCUGGGCCAAGUCCAAAGAUUGCAUUGUAAUACAGUCGGAUCAGACACGAAGCCGGGAAACCAACCGAGAAUUAUGUUUGGAAAAACUCGUCAAUGAAUUUAGAAGUAUUUGCUGGUUUGCUAAGCCCGUGAGUUCAGAUGAUAUACUGAAGUGGGACACUGUUCGACGCAAGUCUCAUGAGGAAAGGCUCAAAGAUAAAAAGUUCAACAGCGACCGAAAACGGCAGCGACAAAAUACGAACUGGUCUUGA
Molecule: messenger RNA, 558 nt
Organism: Lachancea nothofagi CBS 11611
Lineage: Eukaryota; Fungi; Ascomycota; Saccharomycetes; Saccharomycetales; Saccharomycetaceae
Source: the annotation of a GenBank genome assembly